This is a messenger RNA of Stomoxys calcitrans (stable fly), 1806 nucleotides long. RefSeq names its product mannose-1-phosphate guanyltransferase beta (gene Gmppb). Bases 480 to 1592 code for a protein of 370 amino acids. Lineage: Eukaryota; Metazoa; Arthropoda; Insecta; Diptera; Muscidae. The transcript has 3 exons. Gene Ontology annotation, biological process: cell wall mannoprotein biosynthetic process; GDP-mannose biosynthetic process. The record is from RefSeq and is a predicted model, not a curated record. Gene Ontology annotation, cellular component: cytoplasm. Gene Ontology annotation, molecular function: mannose-1-phosphate guanylyltransferase (GTP) activity; GTP binding.
CGAGACGUCAAUUUCAAUAAUAAGUAAUAAGUUUGUUACUCGAAAAAGUUUCUUCUCAAAGAAAUAAUUCCCAUCUUUUCAUAAAUUAUUUUAUUGUAUGCAAAUAAACCAAUCGGUUAGACCUGUUUUAUAUGCACUUUCUCUUUCUAAUCGAAUGAGAGACGACAUACAACACCAUCCAAUAACAAUAACCGGCAGAAUACAAUACACCAAAUUUUUGUUGUUGCUUCAUUGAUUAAACAUUCUUAUCAAUGCGAGCUGCCGCCUUCAUAGAAUAUUAGUUCUUCCAUUUGUUGGUAAUAAACAACAAGUCAGUUAACCGUUCUAUUAGUUGUGGAUAAGAAGGAAAACGCUGAGGGAAAAUUUCAUUACCACCACCAUCACACUGCAGCAAAAGACUGACGUGUCAUAAUCGUUGUGAAAACAUCAAAACAUCAUUGAAUUAUUUAUCAGAAAUCAGUGCUAAAACUCUUGGAAUCAUGUGCGGUUCCUCACCCCAAAUAACAAAAGGUACCAGAGCCUUGAUUUUAGUUGGAGGCUAUGGAACUCGUCUACGGCCUCUUACAUUGAGUACACCUAAACCGUUGGUGGAAUUUGCCAAUAAACCUAUAUUGUUGCACCAGUUGGAGGCGUUGGUCAGUGCGGGAUGCACACAGGUUAUUUUGGCCGUCUCUUAUCGCGCCGAACAAAUGGAAAAAGAACUAAAGCUAGAGGCUGAAAAACUAGGAGUUGAAUUGAUAUUUUCACAUGAAACCGAACCACUGGGCACAGCUGGCCCCUUGGCAUUGGCAAAACACAUACUCAAUGCCAGUACAGAGCCAUUUUAUGUUUUAAAUUCCGAUGUCAUAUGUGAUUUCCCAUUCAAGCAACUCGAACAAUUUCAUAGAAAUCAUGGCAAAGAAGGUACCAUAGUUGUGACCAAGGUGGAGGAACCUUCCAAAUAUGGUGUUGUUUUGUACGAUGAAGAAGGCUGCAUUAAGAGUUUCAUCGAAAAACCCCAAGAGUUUAUAAGCAAUAAAAUCAAUGCAGGCAUUUAUAUUUUUAACCCCUCCAUUUUGGAUCGUAUCGAAGUGAAGCCCACAUCAAUAGAAAAAGAAGUUUUUCCAGUAAUGGCUGAUCAGCAAGAACUCUACGCUAUGGAGCUGCCAGGUUUUUGGAUGGAUAUUGGCCAGCCCAAGGAUUUCCUAACAGGCAUGUGUCUCUAUCUCACCUCUUUGAGGCAAAAACAGCCAACAAAACUCUAUACCGGUCCCGGUGUGGUUGGCAAUGUUUUGGUAGAUCCUACGGCAAAAAUUGGUCAAGGUUGUCGCAUCGGACCAAACGUCACAAUUGGACCUGAUGCUGUCAUCGAAGAUGGCGUAUGCAUCAAACGAUCCACCAUACUGAAGGGUGCUAUGGUCAAAUCUCAUUCCUGGCUGGAUUCCUGCAUUGUGGGCUGGAGUUCCAUCGUGGGACGUUGGGUGCGUCUAGAGGGUACAACGGUGCUUGGUGAAGAUGUCAUUGUAAAAGAUGAAAUAUACAUAAAUGGAGGACAAGUGCUACCGCAUAAAAGCAUAGCUGCCAGUGUGCCAGAACCCCAAAUCAUUAUGUAAAUAAUAGUAGUCUAUAAAAGAAAAACCAAACAGACAAAACAUCAUCAGUACACAAAUAUAGACAUAGUGUCAUUUAAUACGGCUUGCAAACUUUCCAAGUGGUGAUAUUAAAAACGAAAAUCAUUUGUUGUACAUUCAGUGUUCUUUCUUUGUACAUCCUCUUGAAGUUACUUAUUUUCAAAGUAAACUUUCGUCUAAUGUUUUUGUUUUUUAA